AUGAGCUGGGCUAGAGACGAAUGGAAACUUGAUUUACCCAACACAGCGCUAAGAAAGAUUUCCGAGCUUGAAAACGAUGUGGAAAAUUUGCGAAAGAGCAAACAACAACAGCAGUUGCAACUGGAAACCGUGUCAAACUCUCUGCAGAAACAAAAGCAACUAAACGCAGAGGAAAAAGCUGGAAAUUCCAGUCUGAGACGUGAGAUACAAGAACUUACACGAAAAUGCUCCGACCUCGAAAACCAGGAAGAAAAAUCGCAAAUAGAUCUUAAAGCGAAAGACAACAAGAUCGGACUGCUUGAGGAACAGUUGCACAAAGCAAGAGAGAAGCUUAAGGACGAGGAAGAUAAAAAUUCCGAGAUGCUGAACCAAGUUGAUCAGCAAAAGUUAACCGCAGAAGUGAUGGAAAAUGAAAUGGGACAGUUGGCUGUAGAGGUGGAACGGAUAAACGAAACUAAAGCGCAGAUGGUGAAAGACCUUGAGGUUGCAAAAGAAAAAGUCGAGAUUCUGCUCAAAGAAAACGAAGCUCUUAAAAAUCAGCUCAAGCAACGAGAUGAACUGCUUACGGAACACGCCAAUAGCUCGAUUGUUGAUGAUGAGUCUGCGCCAAUGACGGAAACUGCUGACUCACGGACGCCGGACAACGUGAGCAACGCGUUCUUAGAGAUCUUGAAAAGAGAGAAUAACUCUUUGAUAAGUGAGAAUGAAGAGCUCAAAGUCCAAGUUGAGCAUUUGAAGAUUCUACAGCGUGAAAAGGAGAAAGAGCUGGAGAGGGUGACGCAAAAGCUAAUUGCUUUACAAGCCGAGUGCGAGAAGAAAGUGCAAUUGUUGAAAGCUCGAGAGAAAGAGGUUUCUAAAUUGCAAGACAAGCUUGCAAGAACUGAAGCAGACUUACGGAACACUCAAAGCAGAGUGGAAACUCUAGAGGAGAAAGCCAAACUGCUCCAUGAGGGAAUUCAGAGCGAAAAACGCCAAAGUGAAAACAGCAAAGAAGAGAUUACCACAAUAAGAACCGCGCUUCUGGAAUCCGAGCGUAAGAUCAAAACUUUGGAGACGGAUUUGUCUCAACGAUCAGACAAAAUGAAAGCUAAGCGGGAGAGAAUAGAGACUUUGGAAGAGGAGAACGUGCAAAUGACACAAGAGCUUGAUUCCUUGAAGCGUCAGAACAACGCCACGACAGAAUCUUACCUCGCCACAACUAAGGUAUUGAGAGAGAAAGAUCACAGAAUUGAAGAACUCGAAGAGGACAAAAAAGACAAAAAGAAGCAACUCAGAGUGUUUGGCGAAAAGGUUGAAGUUCUUACCUCGCAGAACAACCGCUUGAUGGAGGACCUUCGACAGGCAGAAGAGAAGUUUGCGAAUGCUGAUAGGUCGUACCGACAGGUUUCAAAGGCGUUGGACGAUUGGAGGAAAAUGAUAGAAGAACCUGGAAAUGGAGCAGAUCUCUGGGAUGGAGAAAAAUGCGAGGGACUGGGGAAGAGCAACAGAGUUGACCGGGAGGAGAUUAGUGAAGAGCAGAAAGAAGAAGAUGAGAAAAGCAGAAUUUGCUCUUACUGCGACCAAAUAACGGCGAAACUGAAAGAACAAGAAGAUUACUCCAGUCUUAAGAUCAGGGAACUUGAAGCCUGCAUACGGAAACUUACGACCGAGAAGGAAGCGCUGGAGCGGAAAGUGGAAAAAGAACGGAGGAACAGUGAGGAGUUUACAAUGCGAGUGCAGCAGAUGGUACAGAAGAUGGAAAAUGAGAAUAAAACGGAGAGGGAUGACAACAGGAAGGAACAGAGGCAAGAAACAGAGGACCUCUUCAUCAUGGUGAAGAGAUUUUUCACCGAGAAUGAGGGCUUGAAGAAGCAUGCGCUGAAAUGCCUGUCCGACCUCGAACAGUUGCAAGAGUAUCUAAGAAGUUGUGCAAGCGGAGUCAGAGAGGUUAUUGGUCAUGCGGAUGAGCUUGAGCCGGUGGCGAAGCGAAUAUCGCUGCUUAAAUCACUCUUACAGACAGUUGUGGACGAAUUUGAGCGUCCACUGAAGGGAGAGGAAAGUGACACAGACGGGAACGAAGAUUCCCCGAUGGAAGCGAACAUUCGUGCUGAGUUAUCGUGGGAUAAUUAUGACAGAGGGGUCGCCUUCAAAGUAUUUACAGACAACGUGGAAGAUCUCAUUCAGCAGAUUGAUAAAGGAAAGAAAAUAAGAGAGAGAAAAGUCGAAGAGUUCCAAGAGGUUAAACGCGCUCAUACGGCUCUCAAAAGGGUUAGAAAAAGGUCCCGACAAGCCAUUGAAAGAGCUGUCGCGCGGAGUGAAAUUGAGGACCUGUGCGUGGAAGGGCCGCCGGAGGACAUCGAAAGAGGCUCCCAACGGACAAAUACCCGGAUGGAACGCUGGAAUAAUUGGGAGUUACUUAAGGUCAUUAAAGACCUGCUUGAACAGAACCGAGAGGUACUGGAGAUGAAAAUGGAUGAAAAUUUUGAUAGAUUACAAAACAUCGUUAAACAGCAACGUGUGCAGGAUGAUGUGUUGUCGGACGAGAGAAGGCAGGAAAUCGGCGGCGAGAGUGUAAGGGAGACCGUGGAUGGAAAAUAUGCCAUAGGAGAACUGGAAUUGGUUAAAAGAAAAUUAUCUGAUGUGCAGAAAAUUAUAAAGCACCUCACUGGGUCACUGGCAGAGGUUGAACACGAAAAGAAGACUGUCGAGUCCCAGGUGGAUCUGUUGAACGGAGAGCUUCAUCAGAAAGAGUCGCAGUACGAGGCCAAAUGUGAGGAUUUGAAACGAGUCACGAAAACCGCUUCCGACCAGGAAGUUUCUUUCCGAAACCGGCUCAAACAAAUUGCGUCGGAAAAAGACGAGAUCAACUCGGAGCUACGAAGAAUUGUCGGGGUACUCAAGGAGAGAGAACUGGAACUGGUGGAGCGAUCACAGCAGUUGAAACACUUGCAGGCCACGUAUAGCGAUAAGGAGCGAUCAAUGAAAAGCAAGAUCGACGCGCUUGAGCAAGAAAACAACGGUGUAUGGUUGGACUACAAGGAAGCUGAUAAACGAGCGGAGAUCAAAGAAAAAGAGUUUAAGGAACUUGCAGACCGGCUGAAGAAAAGUCAAAGAUACAUGCAUUCCGUGUUUAGCAGCUUAACCAAUAUGGACGAUGAAUUGCAAAGAGCCAGAGAUGUCGAAGUGUUUAGCGAGCAAGAUUAA
Pocillopora verrucosa is the source of this 3183-nucleotide messenger RNA. RefSeq names its product centromere protein F-like. Lineage: Eukaryota; Metazoa; Cnidaria; Anthozoa; Scleractinia; Pocilloporidae. Gene Ontology annotation, biological process: metaphase chromosome alignment; regulation of G2/M transition of mitotic cell cycle; mitotic cell cycle. Gene Ontology annotation, cellular component: spindle pole; nucleus; chromosome, centromeric region. Gene Ontology annotation, molecular function: dynein complex binding; microtubule binding. The record is from RefSeq and is a predicted model, not a curated record.